Molecule: messenger RNA, 2625 nt
Organism: Paracoccidioides brasiliensis Pb18
Product: karyopherin beta
Exons: 9
Coding region: 1-2625 (874 amino acids)
Biological process (GO): protein import into nucleus
Cellular component (GO): nucleus; cytoplasm
Molecular function (GO): nuclear import signal receptor activity; small GTPase binding
Source: RefSeq, a predicted model, not a curated record
AUGGAUGUCAAUCAGGUGUUGGCGGGCACCCUCUCCACUGAUACUGCAACGCGUCAAAAUGCCGAACAGCAACUGCUACAUGCAGCUGAAGUUGAUUUCGCCACCUACCUUACGACCCUCGCGGGGGAACUUGCCAACGAAUCCGCUACCGCAACCGUUCGAAUUGCUGCUGGUAUUGCGCUGAAAAACUCAUUCACGUUCCGGGAGCUUGAUCGAUUGCGAGAAGUCCAGGGGAAAUGGGUCCAUCAGCUUCCCCCCGAUGUAAAAAAAACCGUCAAGGAGCUCGCAUUGAAAACUUUGGAAUCAGAUGAUGCGAGAGCUGGACAGUCUGCGGCUCAGCUUAUUGCCGCUAUUGCUGCCAUUGAGCUCCCGCGAAACGAAUGGUCCGAGUUGAUGAAUACCCUUGUAAAGAAUGUCAAUAGUGGUUCAGAUCAUUUGAAACAAGCAUCUCUCACCACGAUUGGCUUUAUCUGCGAAACGGACGAACCAGAGCUUCGCGACAGCCUAAGUGCUCAUUCCAAUGCGAUACUCACAGCGGUUGUUCAGGGUGCGCGACGGGAAGAGACCAAUUCAGAUGUUCGAAAUGCUGCCCUUACGGCUUUGGGUGAUGCGAUGGAAUUUGUGCGGUCAAACUUUGAAAAUGACGGCGAGCGAAAUUACAUUAUGCAGGUUGUUUGCGAGGCUACACAAGCCGAGGACACGCGGAUACAGAGUGGCGCUUUUGGCUGCUUGAACCGAAUUAUGGGCCUUUACUAUGAGAAGAUGCGCUUUUAUAUGGAGAAGGCCCUCUUUGGUUUGACGAUUCUAGGCAUGAAAAGUGAGGAAGAAGAUGUUGCAAAGCUUGCUAUUGAGUUCUGGUGCACGGUUUGUGAAGAGGAAAUUGCCAUAGAAGAUGAUAACGCUGCUGCACAAGCGGAAGGGUCCACUGAAAUUCGCCCAUUUUUCAGUUUUGCACGGGUUGCUUGCAGGGAGGUUGUUCCUGUCCUGCUACAGCUAAUGACCAAGCAGGACGAGGAUGCUGCUGAUGACGACUAUGAUACCUCUCGGGCCGCCUAUCAAGCCCUGCAACUCUAUGCCCAGUGCGUUGCCGCUGAAGUGAUCCCACCCGUUCUGGCGUUUGUGGAGGAAAAUUUGAGAAGUGAGGAUUGGCAUCGUCGGGAUGCCGCAGUGGCCUCGUUCGGUGCUAUCAUGGAUGGGCCAGAUGUCCAAACUCUGGAUCCUCUGAUCAAACAGGCCCUUCCGGUAUUAAUUGGAAUGAUGGAUGAUAAGGUUGUUCAUGUUAAAGAUUCCGCUGCUUAUGCUCUUGGCCGGAUAUGUGAUUAUUGCUCUGAGUCUAUCGACCCAGAAGCUCAUUUGCAGCCGCUUAUUUCAUGUUUGUUCCACGGGUUGGCUAGUAAUCCGAAGAUUGCUGGUUCUUGCUGCUGGGCCUUGAUGAACCUUGCCGAACGAUUUGCUGGUGAAGCUGGUGCUCAGACGAACCCUCUAUCGAAGCAUUUCCAAGACAGUGUUACUUCGCUGCUCACUGUUACAGAGAGACACGACACUGAUAAUCAGCUUCGAACCGCUGCCUACGAGGUUCUUAACGCUUUUGUGACAAAUGCUGCUAAUGAUAGCCUUCCCAUCGUUGCCAACCUUUCUGACGUUAUCAUUCAAAGACUGGAGCAAACAGUUCCUAUGCAACAACAGGUUGUCAGCGUUGAAGAUCGUAUCACACUUGAAGAAAUGCAAACCAGCUUGACGAGUGUGCUAUUGGCUAUUGUGCAACGACUAGAAGGAGAGAUCAAGCCUCAAGCCGAUCGUAUCAUGCACGUUAUGUUGCAAGUUUUGUCCACUGUACCUCCGAAAUCAAGUGUUCCAGAUACCGUCUUUGCCACUGUUGGCUCGAUAGCCAGCGCUCUUGAGACAGAUUUCCUCAAGUAUAUGGAUUCGUUCAUUCCGUUCCUUUAUAAUGCCCUGGGUAAUCAGGAAGAGGCUGCCCUCUGUGCCAUGGCGAUUGGAUUAGUUAGCGAUAUCACUCGAUCGUUGGGCGAAAAGGCGCAACCUUACUGUGAUACGUUCAUGAAUCAUCUUCUCAACAACUUGAGGAGCACUACACUCAGCAACCAGCUCAAACCAUCGAUCCUCGAGACUUUUGGGGACAUUGCUCAGGCUAUCGGGACCCAUUUUGAGACAUAUUUGGUUGUUGUCGCUGGCGUGCUGCAGCAGGCAUCUGGUGUGACGGCUUCUCCUGAUGUGUCCUUCGAUAUGCUUGAUUAUAUUGUUUCCCUUCGAGAAGGGAUUAUGGAUGCUUGGGGUGGCAUUCUACUUGCGUACAAGGGCACACCAAAUGUUAACGCAUUGCAUCCAUAUGUGGAGUCGAUUUUCCAGUUGCUAAAUAUCAUUGCUCAAGAUACGAAUCGGAGCGAAGGCCUUCUCAGAGCUAGUAUGGGUGUUAUUGGAGAUCUUGCCGAUACAUUCCCCAGUGGUGAAUUUGCGCCGUUCUUCCGUAACGAUUUCGUCUCCAAUUUGGUUAGGGAAACCCGGACAAAUCGUGAGUUCGGGGCCCGCACAAUUGAAACAGCCAGAUGGGCUCGUGAGCAGGUGAAACGCCAAAUCGGCCUUGCAACGGCGCAAGCUAUGUCGUAA